UGGCGCGAAGUUGUCUCUGAUCUCCCGCCCCUUUCCGACAACGCUCCCUUCCUCUCUCCUACCCUAACGCCACGCACACACACACACACUCUCUCUCUCUCUCUCUCUCUCUCGCUUCUGAGCCACCCGAAGUCCGAUCCUUGGAUCAGCAUGCUCCACCAUCCGUCAGUCGACAGCGCCACCGCUGCGCCCAAGCUGGCGGCGCUACCCAAGAAGAGGGGCAGCUACAACUGUGGCCGCUGUGGCCUCCCCAAGAAGGGGCACACCUGCCCCUCCGCUGACGGCGGCCCCGCCCCGCUCCUCCCCCGAUCCGGCCACGGCCUCCGCCGCGCUCUUUUUUCCGACGAGGACCGGGCCUCCUCCGCCCUCGUUCCGGCGCUGGUGGACGAGGAGGUGGCCGGGACGCCGGUGCCGGAGGUGGUUGAGGAGGAAGAGAAGGAGGACGACGAGGUGGACUGGACAGAGGAGGCGAUGAUCCUACCGACGUCGUGCAUGGUGGAGGUCCUGAAGCGGCUGUCACCCAUGGAGCUGAUGCGGGCGGCUGCGGUGUGUCGGGGGUGGAGGGGUUGCGUGAGGAGGAUGUGGCGCUCCGCGGAGGAGCUCAGGCUUAGCGUUUCGCCUCGAUCGCAGAUCGGAUUCGUCGGAUCGCUGCUCCAAAAGUGCGCCGGAUUGUCGCGGCUUACGCUGAGAAUGGAAAGUGAUGUUGAUGCAACAAUGCUAGCCUGUGUUGUGUUCUCACUGCCUAAUCUAGAAGCUUUUGAGAUAAACAUGACCAAGAACACGGUCAACCGGAUAACUGGGAAUGAGUUGAGUCGUUUUGUUUCUGAGAAACGAUGCCUCACGACUCUUAAAGUUGAAGGUUGCACCAACAUUGGAUUUCUCAAUAUCUCUUCAUCAAGUCUAUCGACACUUUGGCUAUCAAAUCUUUAUUGCAUUUCAAAAAUGGUCUUUAAAUGCCCUAAUCUGAGAGAGAUUUCUCUUGAUUUUACUCGACAAGAAAAUGAUUCGACAGAUCUUGUUACAAUGAUGGAAAAUUUGGGGAGCAGCUGUCCAAGGCUAACAAAUAUCCAUAUUGCAUCAAUACAACUUUGCAAUGAAGCUGUUCUUGCUCUUACAAGUGCAAACCUGAGGUGUUUGCGUAUGCUAUCAUUGGUUCUUGGUUCCAGAAUCACAGAUGCUGCUGUGACUUCUAUAGUUUCGUGUUACACAAGUCUAGAGUUGCUUGAUUUGAGUGGGUCAAGCAUCAGCGACAGUGGGAUUCGCAUGAUAUGCAAAGUGCUUCCUGAGACUCUAUCCAGACUCCUGCUUGCACUUUGCCCAAAUAUUACUUCGAGUGGGAUCCAGUUUGCUGCAGUUCAGUUACCUCUUCUUCAGCUUAUCGACUGCGGGAUGAGCAUAAGUGAUACUGGUUAUCAUUAUGAAAGUUCCCAAGAAAAACUAUGUCCUAAUAUUGAAAGGAGUGGAGAAUAUACCAUGUGUCAGAAAUUAUCCACCAUGAAGUCACAACGGAUCUACCAAAAACUGAUUAUAAAACAUGCAAAUUUGAGGAAGCUCAGUUUAUGGGGUUGCUCGGGUUUGGAUGCUCUAUACUUGAAUUGCCCAGAGCUUAAUGAUCUGAAUCUUAACUCAUGUACAAACUUGCAUCCAGAGAGAUUGUUGCUUCGAUGCCCUAAUUUGAAAGAUAUACAUGCUUCUGGAUGUCAGGAUAUGCUAAUUGGAGCAAUACGAAAUCAGGUACUGAAUGAGUUUGUUGCUGUUGAAAACCAUUUACCAUGUAAGAGACUAGCUGAUGGAUCAAAAAGGGUCCAGGUACCACUUUUCAUUCAGCAGAUAUCUGAUGGCAAGAAGCAGAAGAGAAGACAGAUGACGCAAUGCAUUGUUCAUCAUGUCUAAUCAGCAACUAGUAUAUGUAUCUGUUAGCCAAUAAUAGCAUACAAAAUCAAUUAGUUUCUUUUUGUUAAGCCUUAAUCCUUUUUGCUGUAUCAGCCAUACAAUUGGGCUGCUCUAAUCAGUAUAUGUCUGCCUUUUUAGAAUAGACUCUUGGAGUUUGGGGGGGUUGAAAAGGAAUAAGAAUGCUUACGAUAUCUUACAUUUCACUUGAAAAUAAAUGUUGAUUCAAUUAAACAUGACAAUAGCCUCCAAAGGUUUUAGCAUCAGGCAAGUUUAACUUACCACUAUGAUUUUUCAGCUUUAGAUUUGGUUUUUUGGUUUUUCAUCCAGUGUAGGUAAUGUAUAAAUGUUGAAUGGAAGCUUCUACCCUUGAAAGCCAAACAAACUUACUGUACCUGUACGGUUUAUAAUUAAUUCACUUUCUCAGAUUAUCAUAGAUUGGCUAUCUUUUAUUUCAGUUGUAUCAAUGUCAUGAUUGUUCAUUGUUUGAUGAUAUCACAUUGUCAUGACAGAGCAGAAAACUCGAUCAGCUUCUACCUUUGCAGAAUCAUCAUCUCCACCCACUGAUGGAGUAAGAGCAUGAUGUGUCAUUUAAGAUACGUUUUUCAGAACACACUAUUUCUUGCACCUUGAGUUUCAGCAAUGCCAAUGAAUCUGUACUUUCGUU
Molecule: messenger RNA, 2557 nt
Organism: Musa acuminata subsp. malaccensis (wild Malaysian banana)
Lineage: Eukaryota; Viridiplantae; Streptophyta; Magnoliopsida; Zingiberales; Musaceae
Product: F-box/LRR-repeat protein 17-like
Cellular component (GO): cytoplasm
Molecular function (GO): protein binding
Source: RefSeq, a predicted model, not a curated record